Messenger RNA from Eufriesea mexicana, 2953 nucleotides. Its product is annotated as Tubulin tyrosine ligase-like 6B. The transcript is spliced from 17 exons. Gene Ontology annotation, cellular component: ciliary basal body. The record is from RefSeq and is a predicted model, not a curated record. Gene Ontology annotation, biological process: protein polyglutamylation; microtubule cytoskeleton organization. Lineage: Eukaryota; Metazoa; Arthropoda; Insecta; Hymenoptera; Apidae. Gene Ontology annotation, molecular function: D-amino-acid oxidase activity; tubulin binding; tubulin-glutamic acid ligase activity. Bases 36 to 2843 code for a protein of 935 amino acids.
GUUAAGAGUCUGUUGAUCGAGUUUACCUAUAAAAUAUGCGCGUGGCAGUGGUGGGUGCCGGUGUAAUUGGCUUGACAAGUGCGUUUGCGGUAAAAAGCGUUCUUCAACAAUUCGAGGUGCACGUAUUUGCGGCUGAAUUCUCACCAGCUACCACUGGUGACGGAAGCGCCGGUCUUUGGAGUCCUUAUCUUCUCGGGAAUACUCCUUAUGAGAAAAUACUACAAUGGAGUGGAAUGACGCAUCGAUGGUUGGAAAAGUUUUGGAAAGCGGGCUUGGCCUCUGAAGUCGGAGUCUCUUUGGUACCGAUAUAUCGCGUUACCAGUAAUCCCGAUGGAUUUCCUGAUUCAAGUUGGACAAAAUUGGUGUACGGUGCACGCAGAUUAAGUCCCAAGGAGCUGGAGGAAUUAAACGCAGAAUAUAAGGCUAACUACAAACACGGAUGGACAUUUUUGACAUAUACGUGCGAGCCUAGACGUUUGUUGCCUUGGUUAACGAAACAAUUCCUCGCAGCUGGUGGAAAACUUGAAAAGAAGAAAAUUUAUGCGCUACGCGAACUGAUCGACGAUGGUUACGAUUUGAUAAUAAAUUGCAGUGGUUUCGGUGCACGUGAGCUUGUGGGCGAUAACACGGUUACAUCUAUCAGAGGUCAAGUUACUAGGGUGUUGGCAUCCUGGGUAAUGCACGGGAUUUUGGAAGAGGAUGAUCAAGGAAAUUACAUAAUACCAAAUAUCGAUAAUGUGGUAUUGGGAGGUACGCACCAAGAGAAUGAUCUCGACCGUACUCCACGAACAGUCGACUCCGAAUUUAUUCAUACCGGAUGCUGUCGAAUUCUGCCUGCACUCAAGAAUGCUGAAGUAACGAAGGAAUGGGUUGGUCUUAGACCUGGAAGGUACACAGUUUGUAUCGAGGCUGAAGUUUGCAAAUCUUCUAAUGGCAGAGAAGUUACGGUAAUACACAAUUAUGGACACGGAGGGAGCGGUGUGACGUUAAGCUGGGGCUGUGCUAUGAACGUCGUGAAAAUUAUAGAGGAUAUAAUGAGAAUAAAAUCGAACCUCGAAUGUGUCGCGUUUGUUGUAUAUUGGCAAUCUUCUGUUUCCGUGAUUCUGUUUACGACUGCACGAACUAUGUGCAAUACGCCGGUCAUGAACGUCAUCGAACGCAGCAACAAACGUCCUUUGGUGGUGGUGCGCGAGAUCGAAGCUAGUGAUACGAAGAAGAGUUAUUCUAUAAAUGGCGAGAUUACCAGUGAAUCUGAUUCCAGUACCGAAGUGCGAUCAUGUAAAACAGUAUACAGAAACCGGUGUAAGAAACUCGUGGUAUCUGACACUUCGACAAAUAUCGUUCCAUUUACUGAUUUGACUAAAAGUGAACAGGAACCUGUUGCUCCUAAAUACUUGGCUGAUAAGAAGGAUGACAAAGCGGACUUGUCGUUUGCUGACACCGAUGUGGACUCGCGAAAGGAAGGAACCUCGAUCAAGGGAAAGAAAAAGAAGAAACGGAGAUAUCUGACUAUAUGCACGAGUAACUGCAAGUAUGACGUGGUGAGACGAGUGGCGGCCCGAUUCGGGAUGAAAGAAGUGACCGAAGAUAGCAGCUGGAACCUUUAUUGGACGGAUUUGAGCGUGAGCGUGGAACGAGCGAAAGACAUGAAGAGAUAUCAGAAGGUCAAUCAUUUCCCAGGAAUGACAGAAAUCUGUAGAAAGGAUUUACUUGCCCGAAACUUGAAUCGCAUGUUGAAGCUUUUCCCAAAGGACUACAACUUUUUCCCAAAGACAUGGUGUUUCCCCGCAGACCAUGGAGAGGCAAUAGCUUACGCCAAACUGAGACGCUCCAAAACUUUCAUCAUCAAACCUGACACAGGCUGUCAAGGGCGUGGCAUUUACUUGACAAGGAACUUAAAGGAUGUUAAACCGAGCGAGCGCAUGAUUUGCCAGGUUUACGUGGCCAGGCCCUUCCUGGUGGACGGCUACAAAUUCGAUCUUCGUAUCUAUGCGUUCCUUACCUCGUGCGACCCCCUGAGGAUUUACGUGUACAAUGACGGCUUGGCAAGGUUUGCUACAAGCAGAUACAAGGAACCAACCGGUCACAAUACAUCCAACGUGUUCAUGCAUUUAACGAAUUAUGCUGUUAAUAAGCACAGUCGAAUGUACGUGAUCGACGACGAAAUUGGUAGUAAAAGGAAAAUAUCGACUUUGAACAAGUGGCUCAAGAUGAAAGACAUCGAUGUAGAUGAAUUGUGGCGCAAAAUCGACGAGGUUAUUAUAAAAACGAUCUUGGCAGCAUAUCCUAUUUUGAAGCACAGUUACCACACGUGCUUUCCUACACACGAUAAGACCUAUGCGUGCUUCGAGUUAUUGGGUUUUGACGUACUACUGGAUUGGAAGCUGAAACCGUACCUUCUAGAAGUUAAUCAUUCACCGAGUUUUCAUACAGACGCGCAAAUCGAUAAGGAUAUAAAGGAGGGUUUGCUGACGAAUACGUUCGAUAUGCUGAAUUUGCAGCAGUGCGACAAGAAAAAGAUCAUCGAAGAAGACAGGAAGCGAGUCAGGGAUAGGUUGCUUCAGGGAAUAAAUCCUAAGGAUGACGGCACGAAUGAUUCGACGAUCGGUACGACGAAAUCUGAUAAGCCGGAAGAAGAUUACCUGCAAAAGCAAUUUAAAUGGGAGGACGAGCGCAUAGGCAAUUUCCGCAGAAUCUAUCCAUGCUCUGACAGUGAAAAGUAUGAGCCGUUUUUCAGACAAAGUAGCAUUUCUGUAUAUCAAGAUACUGCAGCGUCCAGGGCUCGGGAAGAAGCGUCGAGGAUUCAAAAGGAAGAAAACGAGGUGUAUUUUCGGUUUACGUAAAGUAUAUUUGACGGACGGAUUGGUGUUUGAUCGUAUAAGAAGCGCUUAUCGAAUACGAUUGACAGAUGAAAAUGAAGGAACAGGAGAGCAAGAAAAUGUCCGGUAAAUGG